This is a messenger RNA of Seriola aureovittata, 6302 nucleotides long. Its product is annotated as voltage-dependent calcium channel beta subunit-associated regulatory protein. Gene Ontology annotation, molecular function: transmembrane transporter binding. Gene Ontology annotation, cellular component: plasma membrane; secretory granule. Bases 810 to 3848 code for a protein of 1012 amino acids. Lineage: Eukaryota; Metazoa; Chordata; Actinopteri; Carangiformes; Carangidae. Gene Ontology annotation, biological process: negative regulation of voltage-gated calcium channel activity; negative regulation of calcium ion-dependent exocytosis. The transcript has 11 exons. The record is from RefSeq and is a predicted model, not a curated record.
GAAAAGACGUCGAACUGAAUUAUAGAGAAGUUAAACUUUACUUUAUUCAGCUGGAGGGUCCUCUGCGGGUCUUGUCGUGGGCCCCUGAAGGUCUGGACUGAAAAAAACUUUUCCAAGAAUAACUUCCAUUUUGAGUGUUUCAGACUGAAAACUACAGAGCAACGCCUCCACCGGGUGGUGAGACGAGAGAUUACAAAAACGUCAACAGCAUCCAUCUGUCUUCGUGCAUCUUCCCUGGCACCGAGGAAAGACUCGAAGGCUGAAACACUGUAGAAAUGAAAAAUAUUCAAAUACAAAUUUGAUCUGUUCACUUCGAUUCUAAUAAUAACCUGACAACCAAUCAAUCGCCCUGUCUGCAGCUGCCAUUCAUGAGCCACCGCUGUGAAUGAGGACGGGGUUUCUCCUCCAUUUCACAUCACCACCAUCAUCAUCGUCAUCAUCGUCAGUGGUGGUCACGUGGUGCGUCGGGAGCGGGCGGUGGGUGUGUCUAAUCGCGUGUGGUUUCAUUCAUAACUACAGUCUUUAUUUGAAGCUCGGAUUAAAGUAUGCAGACGGGGCAGGCUGCCUGUGCACCGCUACCAACGGAGUCUACAGCCGGGCUGAGAGCAGACGACGCAGAGAUGUGGGACAGCCCUGAUCCGCGGGUUUUCGGAGGAGAGGAGAAGAUGAUGCUUCUGCUGCUGAUGCUGAGGCUGCUGCUGCUGAGCGCCGCCGGCUGCAGCGGGUCCCAGUAGUCAGUCUGCACAGCGCGGAGGGAAGCUGCUCCAACACCGUCUGCAUUGACCGGUUCACUCACGCUGACCUGGACCAUGAGCAAUGAUUUGCCUGUUCUGACAAGUCUGACGGAGAACUCCACUGAUGUGCCGGUGUCGACGGGCCAGGUGGAGAACUAUGUGCUGCUGUUGGUGCUGCUGAGUGUUUUUGCCGGGGGGACGCUGGUCCUGCUCUCCCUGCUGCUCCUCUUCUGUCACCGCUGCUGCAUGGGUGGACGCCGCUACUCCAGAGCCAGCGAUGACCCUGAGAAGACAAACACCACUUAUGCUGAGGAUUCUCAGCCCACCCAAGAGAUCACCAUUCGUCUGGAUGAAUCAGAUGCUCUCUCAGCUUCAAGCUGUCAUGAUGGAGAGUCAGAACGAUUUGUCUCCACUGGGUCUACUGGGCGCAGAGUCUCCUUCAAUGAAUCUGCACUUUACGAACAGGAGAAGACGACUCAGAACAAAGGACGCAGGUACACUCUGACUGAAGGAGACUUCCACCACCUGAAAAAGGCCCGGUUGACCCACCUUCACCUGCCGCCAGCCCCGUGUGACCUUAAGAUCCUCACCAUCAUGGAGUGUGACUCAGCAGAGAGCAGCACAAUCAACAUCAGUGAGACUGCAGCUCCGAAACUGCCCCUUACCAUCUACCAGCCCACUGAGAGAGUCCCUGACUGGAUGGGACAGAGCCUCAGUGGAGGUCUGCCAGGAGACCCGCACCACUCCAUUGUCCUGGACCAGGGACCCAGACAGGCCUCAUCCGCCAUGAAAACACAGCACACACGGUCCCAGACAAUGGAGGCUAUCGGGGAUAGGGGAGAGGCUGAGAGCGAAAGGGGGAUGAGAGGAGAGUUGACUCAAGCUCCGGGCCAGACUUCAGUUCUACAUUUCUUCUCUAAACUGCGGCGCCAUGCCAGUCUGGAGGGGGCAGGGCCUUACUUCAGGAGGUGGAAGUUCGACAGCAGUCACCGGGCUGCCAGUCUGGAUGCCAAAGGAUCGCCAAAGAGACGGCCCUUCCAGAGACAGAGAGCAGCAAGUGAAACCACCGAUCACACUGAUGACGACUCUUUAACUCUCCAAGAUGAAUCUUUUCCCCACACUCCCAUCCUGACCAGUGGCCUCCAGUCCCUCUCUGCAGAGUCUCUGUCUCACCCCGCGACCACACCCACAUCUUCAGUCUUCCUCAGCAGGCUAGAACUGGAGGCCAUGGUGGAGGGAGGUGGUGGCAGCAGCACCAGGAGAGAGGAACCCUGUUUGCAAACAGAUGACUAUCGUGCCCAGAGGCCAGAGGAGGCCACAACCAAUGGAACAGGACUCGAUAAAGAGAUAAAAUUCAGUGCAGGUUUAAGAUCAGGAGCACUGGGGGUCGAGCCAGAAUCAACAGAAGAUGAUGACUUGUUUGGGGCACAACAAGAAGCUGCCAUUCAGGAAAGGUUUGAAGACAUGUUAAGGAAAACUAAAGACACAAAGACACAAGGUAUGACAGCAGAUGUGAGGAAAAAGAAUGAGGCAGAGGCAGAUGAUGGAGAAGAUGUGGUGUUGGGAGCUGAGGCCAGGCGAAGGGCUGACUCAGGCUCGUCUCUUUCCUUCAUGAUUCGCCAGGAGAGCUCGGAGGCCCCUCCCUCCCUGUACAGAGACAUCUGGAGCUUGCGAGCCUCUCUGGAGCAAUAUGCCUCCUCAGAUCAGAGCAGCACAGAUAGGGAGUCUAUCCGCAGUGAUGCCGACAGCGUGUCAUCCUUAGGCGGCGCAGGAGCUCGCUCCGGCCUGGACAGCUGCUUGUCCCAAGACCUGGAUGAUGACCCUGAAGGAGAAGGGGAGGGAGAGGUGUCGGAUGGAGGAAUCAGAGGGGCGUCAGGUGGGGACAGUGAGGUGGGAAGUGGUGCUGGAGGAGAGAAUGAGGCAGGUAAUCGGAAGCUCCUUCAAAUGGACAGUGGCUAUGCCUCCAUUGAAGCGCCAUCCAGGGCCCCUGAGGAGAUGCGGCUCUUUGGGACUCCUGGAGCCCCAAGAGGGAAGACGGCAUCGGAGAGAAGGUUGUUCUUCACCAGCUCAGGGAGAAAAGGUUCAGUGUGCGAGAGCAUCGAGGCCAAGCUGUUUCAGGAGGAGCUGGAGGAUGAGAUGGCAGACAACACAGGGACAGAGGAGAAAGUCAAGGAGAGAUCUCAAACUGGCAACCAGUCUCUUACCCUUCAAGAACCACAUCAACUUCUGAAAUCCCUUCAUCCUCAGAAACCUCCAGAUUCACAACCGCAGCUAAUGUCUCCGCUCAUGAAGUCAAUCCCACAACCCUCUAGUCCUCACAGACCUCGCCUCCGCCGCCGUGACUACAGCAUCGAUGAAAAAACAGAUGCUCUUUUCAACGAGUUCCUCCGUCACGACCCCCGGUUCGACCAGCAGGACUCUCCACUGCGCUCCAGGCACCGCUCUAGAGUUCACCUCCGGAAGCAGUGGCAGAGACACAAGCAAUACAGCGAUCCAGGGUCAGGUACUGGGGGUAGGUACUCCCCAUCUUUAGAGAGGCAGAGGUUCACUCCACUGAGAAGGGGUGACAGCGCCGGUUACCCUCUGGACACCCGAUAUCACAGCACACUCUCACGCAUUGCGAGUGCUGCCGACGAAGAAGCGAGUGAGGUUGCAGCUGGCGAGGAGGCGGCCAAAGAGAGCACAGAGAACAAAGACCCGUCAAGUGAAGGAGCUGCCGGGGACGACAUUGAAAGUGCAGCCAACAAAACAUGUGAAGGCACAGAUGCAAAAAAGAGCAGCUGUAGUUGUACAGGGUCAGGGGGAAAGGGCAACGGCUGCCAAGUCUCUCCAAACAAGGACACAGAAAGCACAACUAGCCAGUCUUUGACCACUGUGACUGCAAAAACGAGCCACAUGGAUCCAAGAGUCGACAACAGGAAUAACAACAGUAGUCAAGCUAUCUUAUCAGAGGUUUCCCUGCAGGCAGAGGACAGCCUGUCGGACAAGCUGGUCGUGUCAGUGGAGGAGAGGCUCUACGGCGGUCUGCGCAGUGCUGAGGAGCUUGGCCAGGGAGGAUCGGAGCAUGUGCUUACCGUGUCUCACACAGACUCACCUGGCUUCAGUCCCAUAUAACCCGUUAACAAUGCCAUUUUUUGUCAUCAUCAACUUUGUUUCAGAUCCACUGCGUGUAGAACACAGACUUGAACAAAAUGGUCUACAGCAAUUCAAACGUCAUCAUGUGUUAGAUACUGGGUCAGUCUCUGCGUCCUUUCCAUUUGGACAAGUCUUCAAAAUAAAUGCAUCAUCAAACAUAUUCUAAAGGACAGAAGCACCUUCUUGACGGCCAGUCUCCUCCAGUGUUUCCAUUAAGACCUUAAUUUCCACUGUGACACCAGUGUGACAUGUGAUGCCCCUUUUUAUUGGUAACCAUUCUUCAAAUCAAAUGCAUUCAUUACAUUGCAUUGAAAAUAUAGACCCAUCUUUAGAAAAAUUAAAUAUUUUCAGACUUUACUGUGAAUUUUCAGCAUGCUACUGUAUGUCCAAACAAUGUGUAUGUGAAUACUGUACAGUUUUAACUUUAAAACAAAAAGCACUUUGAUGGGAAGAAAGAUAAUGAUGGAGUUUCUGUCACCCAUUCCUCUCAUUUUUAAACUAUAUCCUCCUCAAGUGUCCUUCUUGUCUCAAUCACCAUGAGGGUACAUGUGUAUGUGAGAGCUGCUGUGUUUGUAUUUGGUGACAGGAAGAAUAACACUGAUAAUGUAAAAAAAACAAAAACAAAAAUCAUCAUCAUUUGCAUUAUGGCUAUGUGCUUGCAGCCUUCUCUCUCAUUAACACAUAUCAGUAGAUCUGGAGAUAGCACAUUAUAUAGUAAAAGUAAAAACAGAUGGGAUAUCCAGAAAUUACAGCUAACGCAGUGGUUGAAAGUACGUGCAUCAAGAGUUUUUAUACUCAUAUUUCAUCUGUUUUUAUAGGACCUUUGUUAUUAGUCAUCUGUCCCUGUUACGUAUCAUAAUUAAGGAGAUGGUAUCCAGGAGCUUCUGUGGGCUCUGGUGGAGUGUCGUAUCACUGCUGGGACUCUGCUGUGGGGGAGACUGACAGAUGAUACUUAAAAAGACUGACAUAGAAGCCUCUCAGGCUUUUACACAGAUGGUUCAGUGACAGAGAGUUGAGGCUGUGAAAGUGGAAGUUGAAACUGAACAGCGGUGGCAUUUUGCCUGUUCCCAAAUGCCAGCAGAAUGGAAUAUACUCACUAUGUAUUACUAAAUAAAAGAUACGUCUGGUGAUAUUUUUAUCACUGUCAACAAAUCCUAUAAAAAGACCAAAACCAACAAUGAAUUGAUCAAACUAAGAAGUGCUGUCUAUGUAGCCGAAGUCUAAUAUAGCUUAUUACUUUGUGCCAUAGAGCUCGUUUGUUGUCUAAAAACUAUUAAAAACGCAUCAAUGAGCUCCAAUAAUAAGCUUUACUGGGUGACUAAUGAACACGGCCACUUCAAUUUGAAUGAAUCCCACAGACAUCGAGGCAUGGCGUAAAUAUGCACUUGAGCACAAUGACUCACAUUUGACACAUUGUUGGUUUCUGUCUUUUCAUAGAAUUUGUUGACAUUACGUACAAUAUAGAAAAUAUGAAGUAGUAUUCUUUACAUGUCAGGGUUAAAUCUGGGGUAGAGCUACAGCUUUCUUUACCCAAAAAGCUGCUGAUUAUUUUCUUGAUUAUUCAAUUAGUCUAAAAUUUUUAAAAUGGGCUUAAAAAUGUCCAUCACAUUGGUUGAGUCCUUAAAUUUCUUCGACAAAAAAAAUUUAUAAAUGAACAUCUUGUCCAUUAGCUAGCUUUUGGAGAGCUUUCGACUGCACCUCACAGUCUUCAUCAGUCUGAGCAAACAUUCUCUAAGCAGGACUGUGACCUGUGUGUGAUGUUUUUUUGUGUCAAACUACUGUUUUGGAGGUCAAGAAAGAAAUUUCAGGUUCAAUUCUUGGUGUCUUGUUCAACAAACCAGUGCAAAACCCAACAAUAUUUAAUAAAGCAGAGAGAAGCAGCAAAUCCUCGCACUGAAGAACCUACAACCAAAGAAUGGUUGGAUUUAUGAUUGAUAAAUGUUUAAUCCAUAAUAAAAACUGCUGCAGACUAAUAGAUGAAUUCAUUGUUGCAGCUAAUCCAAUCUGGAAAUGAUUUUAGGGGUUUAAAUGUCAUGAGAACUCUGAACAGCUUUCUUUCUCUCUUCAAGUAUGGAUGUAAAGUGUAAUUAUUUGUUUUGCGUUCAUGUCAAAUGACCUUGCUGCAUGUUAUGUGAGAUGAAGAAUGUCACCUGGGAGACUAUGAUAGCAGCUUGUUCCUUCUUCUUCCACAGACUUGGGUUUGAGCUGCAGUACAUACAUGUGUGUAUUUUAUGAAACUCAUGUCUCUGUCCUCAUUCAUGGUGAACCAUCUGCUUUAUUAUAAAACAGUGCAGAAAUGUCAAAUGUCUUGCAGCCUUGACAAAGGCCAGACCUUGUGGGACCAACUGAGGCACAACUUCAUCUUGAACAUUUUUCUUAAUAAAAAAAAAAAAGGGGGGGGGGAAAUGAGUGACUCCCCCACCCGUGAUAUUA